UUUACGUUUAUCCACCAAGAUGGAGGACGAGGUGGAUGUUGACAUCGAAGGAGACGAGUUUGAUAGCAGUAUAAGUGAACUGGGUGGAGGAGGUUUAGUCCAGGAGAAGUUCAUACAGUCUGCGUGGAAGAGCAGCGCAGGGAUACUGCCAUGGGAGCUGGACAACUCCAUCAGCGCAGAGAACAGGGAGGUGAUAGAGAGGAUGCUGCUGGAGGAACAAUACUACCUGACAGGUGAGGGGACUCCUAACCAGAUUUGGGAAGGUGAUGUUAACCACAAUGCCGAAGUGAAGAAGUCUCCAGCUAAGACAUCGUCCUCAGGCUCCUCUUCUCGUUGGUCCAAAGAGGAGAAAGACCUGUUUGAGGAAGGACUGACUCAGUUUGGUAGGAGGUGGACUAAGAUUUCCAAGUUGGUUGGAAGUCGUUCCAUUCUUCAGGUCAAGAGUUAUGCCAGACAGUAUUUCAAACACAAGGUGAGAUUUCGCUUUCUGCUACCUCCGCAACACUCAGCACACUCAGCAGCACACUCAGCAGCAGACUCACACAUUUCAGUUACCGUAAUUUUCGGACUAUAA
Molecule: messenger RNA, 574 nt
Organism: Notothenia coriiceps (black rockcod)
Lineage: Eukaryota; Metazoa; Chordata; Actinopteri; Perciformes; Nototheniidae
Product: histone H2A deubiquitinase MYSM1
Exons: 6
Coding region: 20-574 (184 amino acids)
Biological process (GO): positive regulation of transcription by RNA polymerase II; chromatin remodeling
Molecular function (GO): histone binding; transcription coactivator activity
Source: RefSeq, a predicted model, not a curated record